Molecule: messenger RNA, 1939 nt
Organism: Callorhinchus milii (elephant shark)
Lineage: Eukaryota; Metazoa; Chordata; Chondrichthyes; Chimaeriformes; Callorhinchidae
Product: liprin-alpha-2
Exons: 3
Coding region: 35-631 (198 amino acids)
Source: RefSeq, a predicted model, not a curated record
CUCUGCCGGUGAGCGGGCUGCCGGCACUGGGACCAUGAUGUGCGAGGUGAUGCCCACCAUCAGCGAGGACGGCCUCCAGCAGAGAGGCGCCCAGAACGGUGCGGAGGAUGCCAAUUUCGAGCAGCUGAUGGUGGACAUGCUGGACGAGCGGGACAAGCUGCUGGAGACGCUGAGGGAGAGCCAGGAGACCCUGUGCCUGUCCCAGGCCAAGAUGCAGGAGGUGACGCACGAGAGGGACCUGCUGCAGCGCCAGCUGAACUCCGCUUUACCUCAGAAACAUAACAACAGUCGGAGGGACUCCAGGAAUGAAACUCCAGAGAACGGGACAAAAUGGCGAUGGCAUCACCAUCCCGGGCAGCAACGGUACACAAGCGAAGGCCUCCCUGUACAUGGACGACGAUGUCACCGUCUUUUGCUCAGACCAAAGAUCGGUCAUGAGCUGGUGGGCACCUGCGACCAUUUUGAACAGGUGGGUGCCAAGGUCAACCACCAGAAAAGCGAAGUGAUGUACAUCGGCAACUGCCAAGACUGCAGAUGCAUCCCAUUUGGGGUGAAGCCAGACAACAUCAAGAUCCUCUGCACCUGGUUUUGGGCAGUUGGGGCAGCCAGAAUAUCUGGGAGGAGCGUCUAGGUCUAGUGAGGAAGACACUGGGGAUGUGGCUGCAGCACUUGCUGUCCAUCAUUGGAAAAAACCUGGUGAUCAGGUGUGAGGGGCUCUGGGUGCUGGUGAUCAGGUGUGAGGGGCUCUGGGUGCUGGUGAUCAGGUGUGAAGGGCUCUGGGUGCUGGUGAUCAGGUGUGAGGGGCUCUGGGUGCUGGUGAUCAGGUGUGAGGGGCUCUGGGUGCUGGUGAUCAGGUGUGAGGGGCUCUGGGUGCUGUUGUAUGUGGUGCAGGUCUGGCCUUUGACCAGGACCAGCGCCGUUGGAGUCACCAGAGCAGUUUUCCACCUGAUCGGGGGUCCAAGAUGAAUCGUGUCUGCAAACCAACGCUGUACAAGACUUUGGAUAAGGGUGGCAAAGGCUUCCCUGACGUGACCCUGUCUUCAUGGCCACCUUUGUGAGCGGCUGCCUGAGGCUGUGCCUGGAGCCUUGCUACACCAGCACCAAAUGCUGCUACGUGCUGGGCUUCUACCUGUACCUGGUGUUGAGAAGGGUGAACUGCCUUGGAAUGCUCCAUCCAGUUGGAGCGUGCCAAAACACUUGUCCUUUGUAAGAAAUUCCUGACUUGCGUCAUCCCAGACUCCGCGUGAUCACCAAGUAGUCUGCGCAGCCGGUCGUGGAAACCGUCAGAAAGGGGGAGAGGGUAGCCCUGAUCGGGCGGACCCUGCGGCGACUGGCAGCCAGGCUGGCAGAACACCUCGUCGCUGGCCCUGUCCAACAACCAUCAGGACACGGCCUGGCAGGCGAUGAGAAGGGCCUCCCUAUCAGGACAUUCAGGCACAAUCGAGAACUGGGCCAGUCAACACGCUGCCCUUGGGCCGGCUGCAGAGGUGAGGAGACCAUGGACCAUCUCUUCCUGGAGUGUUGUUACGCGAAGGCAGUUUGGAAACAGAUGGACUGGCUGCUCUCGUGGUUCAUCCGUGGGGACCCACUUUCAUGGCACUCGGUGCUGUAUGGGCUCUUCCCAGGGAUACGUGGUGAGACCCAUGUCGAGUGCACCUCGAGGAUCAUCAGCUUGGUGAACGAGGACCUUUGGCUCCCGAAACAUAAUGGUCUGGUCUCCUGGCCGGAUGAGGUGUCGGAGGCUCAGGCUCACGUCCGCUGGGAUCAGAAGCUAUGUGCUGAGGGACACGCUGAAGUUCAGCUCAGCCCUAGUAAAGGCCAGAUGGGGCCUGAUCCAGCUGGAGCCGAUCCUGUGCUAGCCCCACUCACAUCGGCUUCACAUCCCCAAGCGCCAGGGUCUGUACCAGAGGGAGGUGGACAUUAGGGUACACUCACCAGG